AGUCCAGACAAUUAGUGCCCACGCGCAUUGCAUUAUCCGACGGCCCUUUACGCCGUUUAAGAAAGUCUGUUUCUCCUUCCCUCGCAGUAAUUUCCCGCAUUCCUAUACAGCCGCCGACCGGCCGCUUCCCCUCCACCUCUAGUUUUCCACUGAACGGAAAAUCCGACCGCGUCCACAGUCAUACAUUUUCACGUUUAGUUUGGUCACGUUAACUGCGGUCACGAGUUCGGACAUGUUUCAUACGGUGGAAGACGCCAACCAUAAUAUCUACUGUUUGUCGUGAAACCCGGCACAAAUGGGCGUCAAGUAUUUUUACUCGCUGUCCGCGGUCGCUUGUUUCACGGUGGUGUGCGUCAGUUGUGAUUUAUCGUCGUCGGUCGAAGAGGAAACGGCGGCCGCGUCUUACGAGGAAACGAAAAGGUCGCUGUACGACGAUGACAGUGCUCUGGAGGCGACCCAUGUGGACGGUGGCUCCAGCGACCGGCAGCUGAAGAGGUUCAUCGUGCCGGUCAGCGCUUCGGACCUGGGGCUCGAGACUUCCAGCUCCAGGCCAUACUUCAUGCACCAGCAUAUGCAGCACUACAAACACCCCCGGAACCAGCAGCAGCAGCAGCAGCAGCAGCAACACCACCAGCACCACCACCAACACCCGCAGCACCAACAGCAACUGCAACAUAAUCAUCAACAACAACAGCCGCACCAACAGCAGCAGCAUCAGCAGCAGCAAUCGCCGCAGUCGCAGCAACAGCACCAUUCGCAUCAGUACUACCACCAAGGUCGGGGACAGUCGGCCGCCGAUCACUUUGGGUUCGGGCCUUCGUCUCCGGGCAGCACUGGCGGCGGUGGAGGCGCUGGUUACACGGAUCCUUCAGACAGCUUUUACCAGUCGUUGGGUGGUGGAGGCGGCGGUGGAGGCGGCGGCGGCGGCGAGAACAUGAACUUCGACACGACCGGUUUCACAGACUUUGUGCCGUCCGUCGAGUUCCGGUCGACCGGUGCACCGGCCAUGCCGUCAUCUUCGUCACCAUUUUCCGCUUCGCCACAACACCAAUCGUCGUCGUCGCCGUUUACCGGGCCGGCGUCACAACUCCAUCACUCGUCACUAUUCGACGGUGGUUCGAGUGGUGGUCACCAGCAGCACAUGACUCCGUCGUUCGAUCCGACCGAUUUCGGUCAGGACUCUCCUUUAGCCGGUUAUGGAGGUGGCGGUGGCGGCGGUGGAGGCGGAGGCGGUGGUAGUGGAGCUUCGGGCUACGGUUCGGGCGGUUACGAUUAUGCGCCACACAACCUGGCUCCAGUCAUACACAAGUCGAUAUACGUGCACGUGGCACCACCUGACGACGAUCCGCCACGCAAGCAGCGCGUCAUCCUACCCAACGUGACGCCCAAGAAGAACUAUCAGAUAGUGUUCAUCAAGUCACCCACCGCGCCAUCACCCACCGCACCCAUCAUACCGCCGCCGCCGCCUCAGCCCGCCGACAAGACGCUCAUCUACGUGCUGCACCCCAAGCAGGAAGAGGCGCCGCCCAUACACAUACCGCCGCCGCCGGUCACGCAGCCGCUCAAGCCCGAAGUAUACUUCAUCAAGUACAAGAAUCGCGAAGAGUCGCACGGCGGUGGAGGCGGCGAUUACGGGGCCGGGCACGGGGGCGGUGGGGUGGGUGGCGGUCUGCCGUCGCCGGGCGAAGAGUUUGGUGGCGGUGGCGGUGGAGGUGACACUUCCGGUUACGUGCACCGGAGGUACGGGCGAGGGGACCAGCACUCUCCGACACCGCCGUCGACCGCCGCAGCCUCCACCGCCGACGCAGCCGCCUCCACCACUGCCGGAGCGACCUCCACGGAACACUACGACGACGGUGACGGCAUGACGCCGGAGCAACGGGAACUAGUCGAGGCUGAGGUGACAUCUGCGGCCGCCACCUCCUCGGCCUCCAUCUCCACCGCGGCCGACUCAGGCCCAGAGACGUCCGACGAGAACGCCGACGAACUGAUGCUCCGGGGCGGCUACAGCACAGAGUACAACGACGCGUCCGUCGACAGCACAAAUCUAAGCGAGACCCAUGUCCAGCUGUCCACCACCGCACCCAAAGGCAAAAACGGCCAUUGAUGUACACUAGAUUGUAUCAUUUUAGUUUAUUCGUGUAACCACGCAUACUAUAGGUUAGAUAAUAAUAGUUAAAUAAUAUCCACAUCACAAAUAUGUCGUCUGUAAAAUGUAUACAAUUAUAAAAACCUAUAAUUAUAACGUGCGUUAUAUUAUAUAAUCGUGUAUAAUUCAACGAAUAUAGGUAUCGUACUAUAUAUUAUGAUAAGUUUUCUGUAUUCAACUUUAUGUGUAAAGAAUAUAUUUUUAAAAAUAAUAUAAUGUAUUAAUAUUGUA
This is a messenger RNA of Myzus persicae (green peach aphid), 2380 nucleotides long. Its product is annotated as la-related protein CG11505-like. Bases 296 to 2107 code for a protein of 603 amino acids. The record is from RefSeq and is a predicted model, not a curated record. The transcript has 2 exons. NCBI's taxonomy places the organism in Eukaryota, Metazoa, Arthropoda, Insecta, Hemiptera, Aphididae.